GCGAUGGUGGCUAUAAAAGCCUUCGCCUCUGAAGAUCACCCAAACAGUGUGGACUAGACAAUUCCAACAAGAUGUUCAAGUUUACGAUCUGCCUGAUCGCUGCCCUGCUCGUGGCAUUUGUCCACGCAGACCACAUUGACAAAAAUGCCGAAAUCCUCAGUCAGAAGAACGAUCCCGCCGAUGCCGAGGGCAACUACGCCUACUCCUUCGAUACGAGCAACGGCAUCCAAGUGCAGGAGGCUGGCAAUGCCAAUGGAGCCACUGGGAGCUUCUCCUGGACCUCACCGGAGGGCGAGAAUAUUGCACUGAACUAUGUGGCCGAUGAGAAUGGAUACCAGCCGUCAGGUGAAAGUCUGCCGGUUCCACCACCAAUUCCAGAGGCCAUCCUCCGUUCUCUGGAGUACAAUGCCGCUCAUCCAUCCAGCGAAUAGAUACAUAUGGAUUGAAUGCCCGUUUGCAGGCGGCCUAGUCAGUUGCUUAGUUUUAAGCACGUUGUACAUAAUUAAAUAGAAGAAAAUCCGUUGAAAAAUGCCACACAAUAAACCAACAGCAAAGCUGAUUG
This is a messenger RNA of Drosophila obscura, 562 nucleotides long. RefSeq names its product pupal cuticle protein Edg-78E-like. The record is from RefSeq and is a predicted model, not a curated record. NCBI's taxonomy places the organism in Eukaryota, Metazoa, Arthropoda, Insecta, Diptera, Drosophilidae. The transcript is spliced from 2 exons. Gene Ontology annotation, molecular function: structural constituent of chitin-based larval cuticle. The coding region runs from base 72 to 431 and encodes 119 amino acids. Gene Ontology annotation, cellular component: chitin-based extracellular matrix.